AUGAGGCGCAGCUUGGGCGCGGCCCGCAGCCUCUCCAAUUGGGCUCCGGUCCUCGUCCUCGGCAACGGCGCCGCGGGCGCCGAGAAGCAGGCGAUCGCGCUCGCGGACGCGCUCGGCCUGCCCUACCAGGUCGAGCGGCGGGUGCCUUCGAGGGCGGCGAUGCGGCUGCCGCUGCCCACGCAGCUCGCAGUGCAGUCGCUGCUCGGUCCGCACGCGCUGGGGCUGGGAGAGCCGCCGCAGCCUCCCUUCCCGCUCCUCGCCAUCAGCUGCGGCCGCGCGAGCGUGCCUGCGAGCGUGGCGGUCCGCGAGGCGAGCGGCCGCGCCACGGCGACAGUGCACGUGCAGCGGCCGCUGUGCGACGCGUCGCGCUUCGACAUGGUGGUCGCGCCGCGGCACGACUUUGCCGGAGGCGAGCGCUCCGCCCCGCCCAACGCACUCCUCACGGCCGGUGCGCUCGGCGGCUUGCCGGCCGAGGCGCGGGAGCGGGCGCGAGAGGAGUGGGCGGCGACGGCGUCGGCACUCCCGCGCCCGCGCGUCGCCCUGCUGGUGGGCGGUCCCGUGACGCGGCGGUGUUCCUCGACGCGCGCGCCCGACCGCGCACCCUAG
Messenger RNA from Emiliania huxleyi CCMP1516, 606 nucleotides. RefSeq lists its product as hypothetical. Bases 1 to 606 code for a protein of 201 amino acids. The transcript has 2 exons. The record is from RefSeq and is a predicted model, not a curated record. NCBI's taxonomy places the organism in Eukaryota, Haptophyta, Isochrysidales, Noelaerhabdaceae.